AUGGUGUUCCGAGCUUCAGUACAGUAUGUGCUUGAGAAGCCACUCUUCCUCAUGGGGUGCAACAUCCUUCUGGGACUGGUCGUGCCAAUCGCGGCAAGGUUGGCAGGAAACAACGACCCCUAUGACAACCAAAUUUCCCACGUCUUUGGGCAGGGGUCGAUUUGUGUAGCCAUGGACUUCCCUGGCUGGAUGGAGGCUGCCACUACGAUGUUUUUCUUCACUGGCCUCUUGCACAGCUAUGGAAUGAUCAAGAUAUACCAGCACUGCAAACGUGAGUGGGAGGGGGAGAACAGCAAGAAGUUUCUCCUGGCCUUUGUGGCCUUCGAGAUCUUUUGCGUGAACUGCUUCUGGCUGGUCGGCCUCUUCAGUCCCGUGUUGGACCACAGCAUUGACACAGUCUACGCUCAUUCUAUCCCCUAUGUGGCACUUCAGAUGUGCUUCUUCUUUUGGGUCAUCUUCCUCAUUGCCUUCGUGCGUCCGACAGGUGUGGGCAAGAUUCGUGCCGUGUCAUGGUACUGUUUCAGUGGGGGCUACUUGGCCUUGCAAAUCUUCGUGCUUGUUCUCAUCUUCUGGACUUUUGCAGAGCUUUCGCAGCCCGGCGUUGCAAUGGCUGGAGCCGACCGCUACAAGGGCCCUAUGGCCCGCGGCGCCAGCUGGAUACCCCUCUCUGAGCCCCUGGGCCUCCUCUGUCGACUUGGAUGUUUCUUCCUACAUCCACUUCGCCUAGCAGCACCACAGCAGGAGCCUGAAGCUAAGAAGCCAGAACCCACAAAGGUUGAGGCGUUUGAAGCCCAAGAGCCAUGA
Molecule: messenger RNA, 804 nt
Organism: Symbiodinium pilosum
Lineage: Eukaryota; Dinophyceae; Suessiales; Symbiodiniaceae
Source: the annotation of a GenBank genome assembly